Messenger RNA from Macrosteles quadrilineatus (aster leafhopper), 1978 nucleotides. RefSeq lists its product as uncharacterized. The record is from RefSeq and is a predicted model, not a curated record. Bases 1 to 825 code for a protein of 274 amino acids. NCBI's taxonomy places the organism in Eukaryota, Metazoa, Arthropoda, Insecta, Hemiptera, Cicadellidae. Gene Ontology annotation, molecular function: chitin binding. The transcript has 5 exons. Gene Ontology annotation, cellular component: extracellular region.
AUGGAGACGAAUAGGCCUAUCAAAGUUUCACAGAGGCUCAAUUCACUAGAGAUUGGAACACAGGACCUCUUGCAUAUCAGCCGAGCACCUUAUCCACUACACCACAAACACCGAUGGCUAGACAUCGUAUCGUUGUGGCACCAUGGUUCGUUAACAACGAAGUGCUCCAUAGAGACAGUCGAACCCCAACGGUCAAAGAAGAAAUUUCAAGAUUGGCCAGAAUGUGACAUCAACUUUCUCCAGGGGAAGUACUCGAUAAUUCACCCAAAGUUCUGUGACCGUUUCUUCGCCUGUCAGAAUGGUGUUCCUUAUUUAAUGCAGUGUGAGGAUGGAUUUGGCUAUUUACCUUUUCGGGGCUGCAAGCUCUUACAUCUUGUCGACUGUACUGGUCGACCUCAACUGCAGAGGCCGAGAGGUAAUGCCCAAUGUCCUCGGCUCUAUGGGAUCUUCAACGACCCCCGUGGAUGCGGCAGAUUUUUCAAAUGCGUCAACGGAACUGCAGUAGAGGACAGAUGUGCGUCUUCACUCAUGUUCGAUGAUGUCAACAAAUUCUGCCGAGAUGCGACGAGGGAAGAAGCAGAGGCUUGUAGGGAACCUGCGUUGAUAGGCUGCACUUCAGAUAACACCAAUUGCUCUUGGUUCAACUGCCCAAUUGCAGAUGUUUUACCAUUCGGAGACCAUUCCCGGCACCCGUACCCCGGCAACUGCCACAGGUUCAUCAUGUGUCUGAAAGAUGGAAGUGUAAAAGUCGGAGGCUGUGAGGCCGGGAAAGCUUACAACCCGGUUUCAAGCACUUGUGAGCCGGAGAAUACUGUGCAAUGUUGAUCAUAUGUCCAUAAAUUAUAAAUACACCUGUAUAAGUUUACUUACGCUCAAGAAUAACAAAAUAUUUAUUGAUUCUUAUAACAACAGUGCAAUACUUUCCUGAAAUGGCGAUGAAGUAAUUUACCCGAGUACGAAUCAUAGGAUGGUGAGAUAGCUUAACGUAGGUUUGUUAUUUAAACUGGUUUUUAGUACGGUGCAAUUAGCCAAAAAGAUGGACUAACCUCAACAUCAAAAGUGAAAGCAAACGUUUGACUUCAAACUACACUAGACCCCCACUUAACUGACCUUGCAUUAACCGAUAAUCAGAUUAUCCGCCCAAGCUUUGAGGGCAGUUUGAUUUAACCGCUGAUUUGGAAUCUUGGCAUUUCCUCUCCCUUGCUCAGCGAUGGGAACAAUACGCUAAACUCUACAGCAGAACGUUACCAAGAAUAAGUUGUUUUGUAUUUCCUAAUUAACAUCCUGUCUCCAAACGAAAUGGUGGUUUGUAUAUUUAAUUUCAAUAAUAAGUUCUCUACUGUUUUACAAUUAAUUUGGAAAGCAACAAUUAAAUAUUACUAUGUACCGGUAUUAAAAUAAUAAUUUAAAUUGACUUGACUCUUGCUUACGACUAUAAUUUAUUCCACUAAAAGUAUUUGACUUAACUGUGGUUUGGGUUUAUUUCUGACUUUUCUAUUGCCAAGACUUACGAUAAAGGAGAAAGUGUGAUUUAUUUUUUACAUAAUGCAUGGACAACUCCCAAAUAAUGGUUAUAUGAAUAAUUCCAAAUAAAUAACACUUGAUUUUUAUUUUUAUUUUAGGGAUUUCCCUUUUUAACUGACCUUUUGAGUUAUCAGAACUAGGUCCAGUCCCGGCUGGGUUGGUUAAGUAGGGUUGGUCUCCUGUAUUUAGUAUAGUCCUUGUAAUCCAUGGUAAAAUUUUACACCGUUCUAAGCGACGGGUUUACACAUUUUUCAACUUCCCCAUACUUGACAAAAAUUGUGUAAUUUUUUACCAUACAUUACGGGGACUAUAUUGAAUAGUUUUUGGAGUCAAAAGUUGCCUUUCACUUUGGAUGUUGAGGUUUAGGUCUAAUUGAACCAUACUAUUACUUAAGUUUAUUAAGUUUGUUUUCUCUAUAUCCAAUAAUUAUAAAUCUUUGUAUGAACACUGAACA